CGUUGCUGAAAAUCUGAAGUGAUUAUUGACAAGCAGGCAGUGGGGAAGGAGGACAUGAUAAAGGCCACAAGAUAGCAACCUGGCCCUGAAGUGGAAUUAUGUGCUUCCAGCAAGUUGAAAGAGAGCAACAAAGAGCUUUUGCUUGCUUUCAGGAAUGAAUCAGGUCACAAUUCAAUGGGAUGUGGUAAUAGCUCUUUACAUAUUCUUCAACUGGUGUCAUGGAGGAAUUACAAAUAUAAACUGCUCUGGCCACAUCUGGGUAGAACCAGCCACAAUUUUUAAGAUGGGUAUGAAUAUCUCUAUAUAUUGUCAAGCAGCAAUUAAGAACUGCCAACCAAGGAAACUUUAUUUUUAUAAAAAUGGCAUUAAAGAAAGAUUUCAAAUCACAAGAAUUAAUAAAACGACAGCUCGGCUUUGGUAUAACAACUUUCUGGAGCCACAUGCCUCUAUGUACUGCACUGCUGAAUGUCCUGGAUAUUUUCAAGAGACACUGAUAUGUGGAAAAGACAUUUCUUCUGGAUAUCCACCAGAUGUUCCUGACAAGGUGACCUGUGUCAUUUAUGAAUAUUCAGGCAACAUGACUUGUACCUGGAAUUCCGGGAAGCCCACCUACAUAGACACAAAGUAUGUGGUGUAUGUGAAGAGUUUAGAGACAGAAGAAGAGCAACAAUAUCUUUCUUCAAGUUAUAUUAACAUCUCCACUGAUUCAUUGCAAGGUGGCAAGAAAUAUUUGGUUUGGGUCCAAGCUGCAAAUGCAUUGGGCACAGAGAAGUCAAAACAACUGCAAAUUAAUCUGGAUGAUAUAGUGAUACCUUCUGUAUCCAUCAUUUCCAAGGCUGAGGAUAUAAAUACUACAGUGCCCAAGACUAUAAUUCACUGGCAUAGUCAAACAAAAAUUGAAAAGGUUUCCUGUGAAAUGAGAUACAGGACUACAACAAACCAAACUUGGAAGGUUAAAGAAUUUGACACCAAUUUUACAUAUGAGCAACAGUCAGAAUUCUUCUUGGAGUCAAACAUUAAUUAUAUAUUUCAAGUGAGAUGCCAAGAAACAGGUAAAAAGUAUUGGCAGCCCUGGAGUUCACCCUUUUCUCAUAAAACAGCUGAAACAGUUCCCCAGGUCACACGGAAAUCAUUCCAACAUGAUACUCAGAAUUCUGGGCAUCUAAUUGCGUCCAUCUUUAAAGGACACCUUACUUCUGACAACAGGCAACAAGACAUUGGACUUUUAUCAGGAAUGGUCCUCUUUGCUGUUAUGUUGUCAAUUCUUUCUUUGAUUGGGAUAUUUAACAAAUCACUCCGAACGGGAAUUAAAAGAAGAAUCUUAUUGCUAAUACCAAAGUGGCUUCAUGAAGAUAUUCCUAAUAUGGAAAACAGUAAUGUUGUAAAAAUGCUACAGGAAAAAAGUGAAUUUAUGAAUAAUAAUUCCAGCGAACAGGUCCUAUAUGUUGAUCCGGUGAUUACAGAGAUAGAAAUUCCAGAAGAACACAAGCCCAUAGACUACAAGACAGAAAAGAAUACGGGAUCCCUGGAGACAAGAGACUGCCUGCAGAAGUCACUACUCACCAACACUACAGUUGUGUAUAUUCCUGGUCUCAGCACUGGGUAUAAACCCCAGAUUUCAAAUUUUCUCACUGGAGGAAACCAUCUCAGCAAAAAUGAUGACACAUCUUCCUCAGCUCUCAAACCACCGGCCGAUUCCUUAGACCUGGGGGAAAAUGCCAGGUUUAAAAGAUACCCUAAUUUUGCUUUUUCUGUCUCAAGUAGGAAUUCGCUAAGCAACACACUAUUUCUUGAAGAAUUAAGCCUCAUUUUAAAUCAAGGAGAAUGCAAUCCUCUGGACAUACAAAACUCAGUUGAGGGAGAAACUGCCAUGCUUUUGGAAAAUGCUUCACCCAAUGAAACUAUUCCAGAACAGACCCUGUUGCCCGACGAAUUUGUUUCCUGUUUGGGGGUCAUGAAUGAGGAGUUGCCAUCUAUUAAUUCUUAUUUUCCACAAAAUAUUUUCGAAAACCACUUCAAUACGAUUUCACUCUUGGAAAAAUAGAGCUGCAUAGUCAAAGUCAAUAUAGGAAAGCUGCCUUGUAAUCUGAAGUUGGAUCUCCUCUUUAGUUUAAUUCUGCCCUAUUUUUUAAAGUUAGAGAGUUAAGAUCCAAAGAUGGAACAUACUUCAUAGUCACAAAGGAAGCACCGAUAUUAGGUACAGCUUCUGUAUUUUUUAAAAAGUAUCAACAAUUAUAUCCUUUUUAUUUCCGCUCAUUGCAAGGCACAGAACAGAUCUCUCUGUUGUAUGAAGGAUAAAUAAUACAAGAUAUGUGGUGGUGAAAUAAACGUUGAAAAUAGUUCUUAAAAAUUGAGACAUUAUGGGGUGCCUGGGUGGCUCAGUCAUUAAGCGUCUGCCUUCAGCUCAGGUCAUGAUCCCAGGGUCCUGGGAUCGAGCCCCACAUCAG
Messenger RNA from Zalophus californianus (California sea lion), 2447 nucleotides. RefSeq names its product interleukin 23 receptor (gene IL23R). Lineage: Eukaryota; Metazoa; Chordata; Mammalia; Carnivora; Otariidae. Gene Ontology annotation, molecular function: protein binding. The record is from RefSeq and is a predicted model, not a curated record. The coding region runs from base 155 to 2044 and encodes 629 amino acids. The transcript has 11 exons.